This is a messenger RNA of Carassius gibelio (silver crucian carp), 5596 nucleotides long. Its product is annotated as SH2 domain-containing protein 3C. Gene Ontology annotation, molecular function: phosphotyrosine residue binding; guanyl-nucleotide exchange factor activity. Gene Ontology annotation, biological process: small GTPase-mediated signal transduction; positive regulation of peptidyl-serine phosphorylation. The transcript has 12 exons. NCBI's taxonomy places the organism in Eukaryota, Metazoa, Chordata, Actinopteri, Cypriniformes, Cyprinidae. Bases 146 to 2926 code for a protein of 926 amino acids. The record is from RefSeq and is a predicted model, not a curated record.
GCUGCUGCUUACAGAGCAUCAGCCCUGUGCAGAGGAAGUGCACACUUCUGUCAACACACACACACACACACCUACAAGAGCCAGAAGUGAGGACUUGUGGCUCCUGUCCCGGAAAACACACAAGAGGACACAGAAGUCAGAGACCAUGAUCAAACGCAAACUGAGCUUCAAGUGGUUUGGUAGUCUCACCAGCCUCCGGCGGAAAUCAGACACCCAGAAGGACGAUGUCAAAGAGGUGUCCACCGACGAUAUGGGCAUGCAUCCACGGAGCCCGAGCUACGCCAGCUCCAGUGAAAAUUACACGCACAUGGGCACCAUGCCACGAAACCCGAAGAAGGACAAAAGCUUGAAGAAGAGCAAGUCCAAGGACAAGAACAACCUGAGUCAGAGUCAAAGCAUGAGACCUCUGCAGGACCAGGUCGUUGAUUCCCCACUUCUCAGCGUCCUCUCCGGGAAGGGCCUGGAGGUCCUGGAGAACCCCAUCCCAGAGGACAAGCCUGUUACUGGAACCAGAGAAAAUCCCAUUCAGAAUCGUGACCUUCCAGCUCCACCGACUGUGGAUGGACACUCAACAAUACUGGAAAGUGAAGAUCAGGAGCCGUUAGUCGACUCAUCUUGCUACAUGAGCAUGAAGGUGUUGCUACGUGAGGACGAGCUACGUGUUGAUCCACCAAAUACAUGUCUAGAAUCUUCACCAGAUCUAAGUGUGCCAGACAAAGAGCCAGACAUCCAGCCAGUGCUGCCCAAGAAGAGACAUAAAGAAGGAAACGCCUCCAUGAAGGAUGCUGAGGAGCUCCAGGUGGAAGGUCAUCUGAUUCAGUUACCUCUGAAACACGGCAGUCGGGUGGAGCAGAAGCAAGCAGUAGAGGAAGAGGCUAAAAUAGGACCAGACUGCAAACAAGACAGUCAGGAGGAGAAAGAGCCUAACAGACAGAUGAACACCAGAGACAACCAAGGAGAAUAUGUGGAAUUCUCCAAGGAGAAGUACCUGCUGGAGUCGCCCCCGGAGAAGCUCAGGAAGGAGCUGGAGGAGGAGCUCAAACUCAGUAGCAGUGACCUGCGGAGCCACGGCUGGUACCAUGGCCAUAUUCCACGAGAGGCUUCAGAAACUUUGGUUCUGCGUAGCGGAGACUUCCUCGUACGGGACUCCCUGUCGACCGUGGGUGACUAUGUCCUCACGUGUCGCUGGCAGCAGGAAGUCAUCCACUCUCGGAUCAGUAAAGUCCUGGUCAAAAGCGGGCAAACCAAAAUCCAGUACAUGCUGGAGCAUGAGAGCUUCGACUCUGUCCCCACGCUGGUCAGGCACCACGCUGGCACGGGACGACCCGUGUGCCCACGCACCGGAGCUCAGCUGCUGUGUCCCGUCAACCGCACGCUGCCUCUGAGGUACCUGGAGGCCACGUUUGCUUUGGCCGGUGGGAGACCGGGAUCUGCACAUUCACCUUCGACCCCGAGGGGGGCGCACAUCAAGAGACGAAGCGUUACUAUGACGGAUGGACUGACCACAGAAAAAAUUAUUCCUCACAGCCCUUCCACAGUGCACCAUAAGGAUGCCAUGAGGAACUGCGCCAUGAGCAUGGAUCAGAUCCAAGAGUACCGCUGCCCGCUGUCCCCUGUGGGGGAAACACCUCUGUCACCUGCCUACAGCUCCAUCUCCCGCCACAGACAUGGCUCAGGAGGGCGUGUCCUCGCCGUGAUCCCGCCUUCUCCGGUGAUGCGACGCUCCAGUGAUCCCCAUCUCUCGCCAUCCUCCUCCAAUAACAACCUUCCCUGCUCAGACGCGGCCCCCAGCACCCACUCCACGCCUGCCCACGGUUACCCAUCCGAGAGUUCAGAGCAGGGUGGCAGUUAUUGUGAGGUGAGACCCGGUCAAGCCUCCAUUCCUCCCUGCAAGAGCUACGUAGAGAGGCUGAGGGUGGAGGAGGGCCAAAGCCCGGGCUCUGGAGCCCCAGAUGGGAUGGAGGGCUUCAUGCUCCCCCUGGUGGAGACCAGCUCCUCCUUCCAGCCUGGGAAAUACCAGUCCACUCUUCUGCCAGCCGAGAAUAAACCUCUGGAGAUGAGCGUGUUGAAGAGGGUGAAGGAGCUGCUGGCGGAGGUGGAUCCCAAAACAGCAGCCAAGCACAUCACCAAGGCAGACUGCACGGUUGCUAGGAUACUGGGCGUUUCCAAGGAGAUGCAGAGGAUGAUGGGAGUGAGCUCGGGGCUGGAGCUGCUGACUCUUCCACAUGGACACCAGCUGAGACUGGAUCUGCUGGAGAGGUUUUACACCAUGUCUAUAAUGAUGGCGGUGGAUUUGUUGGGAUGUACGGGCAGCACAGAGGAGAGAGCCGCCCUCCUGCAUAAAACCAUCCAGCUGGCUGCUGAACUCAAGAGCAACAUGGGCAACAUGUUCGGCUUCGCUGCGGUCAUGAGAGCGCUGGAGCUGCCGCAGAUCUCACGGCUCGAGCAGACAUGGAUCACACUGCGACAGAGACACACAGAAGGUGCAAUCCUCUAUGAGAAGAAACUCAAGCCAUUCCUGAAGGCUAUGAAUGAUGGGAAAGAGACCUGUGUGCUGUCGAACACCUCUUUCCCUCCCGUGGUGCCGGUGUUGUCGCUGCUGGAGCGUGGUGUGGCGGCCGGAGAGGCGCUGGAGUCCUGGGAGAGCGUGGAGUCAGGAGUGGACGUGGUCAUGAGUCACCUGGAAGCAGCACGAACCAUCGCUCACCACGGAGGACUGUAUCGCACCAAUGCUGAGAGCAAACUACAGGAUUUCCAGGAGCGGAAGGAGGUGCUGGAAAUCUUCUGUACAGAGUUUCAGAUGAGGCUUUUAUGGGGCAGUCGUGGCUCUGAAGGAAACCAGGCCGAGCGCUAUGAGAAGUUUGACAAGGUCCUCACCGCUCUGUCCCACAAGCUAGAACCUUCUGUGCGACACAGUGAAUUAUAGCACCCCUGCACCCAAAAAUGGUAUGAUCCCUGACCUUCUUGUCACUCAUACUCCUGGACCAGACCAUGCUUUUUCAUGGAGGGGAGCUGCAAGGCGGAAAUUGAGAGCAUUGAUGGACUCACUUCGCAAAACAAGGCACAAAAGGGGACAAGCUUUAUGCGAGCAUGAUAGCACCCCCUAAAGAACACAGUCGUGAACUGCAGCAAUGGAAUGAAAUCAAAAUCUAAAGCCAAAAUCCCUUUUUCAGUGGUGACCAAGGGCACUUCCUUUUCAAAAAGAGAGAAUGGGAUGAAGUGCAAGUUGACUUGAACCCUAAUGGGUCUGAAUCCUGUUUUAUGUGAAUCCAUAAUUUAGUUUCCAAUAGCUUUUAUGUCGGCAAAGCAAAGAUGUCUUGCAGAGGUGACGCAUCUCUUUACUGGAGAUGAGACUGCAUUGACGUUACAUGGUCACAAUUUAUUGCUGGAAUAGACUGAACACACACUCACCUUUCAAAUGUCUGAAUGUAAGUUGCCAAACCAUGAAUUCAAACAGAUGUCUGCUGGAUAAAGAGUCUUAUUUUUAUGCUUUUAUGCUUUUUUUUUUUUUGGUUCACUUCUGUGUUGUUGUUUUUUCGGUGUGGUCAUGGCUUUAUCGAUAGAAAUGGAGUCGAAAGUUACUGUGAGGAAUUGGGCCUUCAUUUUUAAUGAGUUUGUAACAGAUGCUCACAUUCACACUCUCUCCGGGUCUGACAGCAGCGCUUCUCAGAGCGCUUUGGUGUCUGUAUGUGUUAGAGAAGAAGUGUAAGAUAGAGGACAUGCUGUUUUCUUUCCUCUCUUUCUGUCAUUCUGGGUUUUUUAUUUUUGUCUGAAUGGGUCAUAUCAUUAGGAAUGAGACUUUCCUUUUUUUGUCAUUACAGAGUUUAUUAUUUAACUAUCAGAAUUUAAAAAUCCAGAGUAAAAACGAAAAUGCACUUAUUGAAACCUGGCAGAACAAGCUCAUUAACAUAUAACUACCCACUUCACACAUCAACAUCACAUAUUGGGUGUGCAGUCAUUCUCCUAAAACCCAGAAGAACUCACGAUAAGAGUAAAAUUGUAAAAGUGGUGAAAUCCACCACAUUUUGUGCUGUUUUGGGCUGUGUGUAGCACCUACUGCUCUGCGGAUUCCUCGAAAGGAUCCCAGUGUUGGAAACAAGUUCAUUUUCAGCGCAAAUUGUUUUAUGGAGAAGUUACAUGGGACAGCGCAAACUAUAUUAGCAACCCCCACAGCUCAUGUGUUUCUCAUUUCACGUGCAAUGAGGGCAUUUGCAUGAAGUCUUAAAGGCACAGCAGCACAAAAACAGACGGUUUACUUCCAACAUCAGAAAGAGGGUGGAAACUGACAUGAACAACUAAAUUAGCAUCAUUUGGACUUUAAAAUGAAAAUCAUAAUAUGACCACUUUAAUAUCUUUCGUGACAGACCAUGCUUGUCAGUAUGGCCAUGGCAAUGAGGUUUAGCUGAUACGUAAAUUCUCAAUGAGACUGAAUCACAAAGAAUGACAGUUUGAAUUAAAUUAUUUAAGAGACCCAUAUAUGUCCUUUCCAGAUCAUAUAUCGCAAGUCAACAAAGACAUUUGAUUUUUCAUUCGAACAUUCAAAGUAAUAUUAUGGCAAUACGUUACAGACUAAUAUAGAGAGGAUCAUCGUGUAAGUGGUUUAUGCAUAUGCAUAUUGAUCAUAUUUAAGAUUAGGAGUUUCACUAAAACUCUCUAUUUUAAUGCAUAAAUCAUCCGUUUGUCAAACAGAUAUGAUGUAUACCUCAUGCAGUACAAAUCUGUUAAGGAGGGUGGGCUACAUUUCUAAGGUCUCAUACAUGCAUUUUUAACUUUGGUGGGUAAUAAAUCUCUUGAUUAAGGCCAGUAAGUAGCCAUCAACCACCCAAAACACCAUAGCAGCACCCCAGAAGCUGCAAAGCAACACUUUGACGUCUUGGCUGUCACUUUUGUAUGAGUACCAUUCCCAUUUUCAUGGAAAAACAAAGUUUAGAAGAGUUCAGCUAAUAAUAGCAAAAUGUCUAUUUAAUUGAAAUAGUCCAAUACUGUUUCAUAUCCUGGUAGAUUUAGCCAAACAAAACCCAAAGUCACAUACAUAUACCUCUAUCAACAGUGUAAACGUUCUACCCUUAUUUCUGGGUACCAUAAAGAGAAAGGUUGUAGGUAUCUGGUUCUAACGCGAUCUAUUGUGUAUCAUAUGCAGGCUGCUAUACUUCACACCCAGUCUAUCGAUGCAUAUUUCCAGGGAAUUUUCUGAAGGUAUUUUUUCAGGUAUUUUAAUAAAGGCACAUCUGAAAGUAGACGAUGCUGUUUGUCACAGAUAGGGGAGCAUUAUGGGAUGAAAAGUGGAUCAUAUGCAAUUUCACUUUUAGCCAGCAGAGUUUAGUAAGCUAAAAAAGAAUGAAUGGAAGUAAGUUUUGAACCUUUUGGAACUUUUUUUAAUGAGGCCUGCUGGUCUAGGACUGUAACUUGUAUUUGGUUUCUCUACUGUAAAGGUCAAUGUGUGACUAUUUUGUUUUGUAAAUAGCUAUCCCUAAACGGUUGAUGAUAUACGAGGUGGACGAGGUCACGUGAUUGCAUCCUCUUAUUAUGUGCUGUACAUACUGGUAUGUCAUAUGUUUUGCACUCUUUUUUCAGAAAAUAAAAUACAGUAAGCUUG